Exophiala xenobiotica is the source of this 432-nucleotide messenger RNA. RefSeq lists its product as uncharacterized. The coding region runs from base 1 to 432 and encodes 143 amino acids. The record is from RefSeq and is a predicted model, not a curated record. Lineage: Eukaryota; Fungi; Ascomycota; Eurotiomycetes; Chaetothyriales; Herpotrichiellaceae. The transcript has a single exon.
AUGGAGGAGACACCGAUGGCAAGGUUCGUGCUCCGAAGCUCGAGCAACCGAAAACAAGCCAUCAAGCUACGGAAGUCUCUGCUCAUUUUUGGCCUCACGCAGAUGGACAUGGUGGAUGUGUUCGCGCGUAAGGAGAUCUUGUCUCCUCGGACAGCCACCGCUGCUCAACUCCAAAACGUUCCAGCCCCGACUUUUGAGCUACCAAACUUGGAAAACGGUGAUGGGCAGGUUGCAGUGACUGAGGUUGGGAUGUUUAACGAACCAAACAUUUCUCAUCGCGGUCAUGAGAAGAGCGGUGCUGACAUGAUAGGCGAUGAUGGACGGGUGAAUGCCAGAAGCAACCAUCCUGAUUGGCGGUCGAAAGAUACGAGAAGAUUGUCAGCUGUAGGGCUAGAAAGGCUCCAACAUCAGGCCUUCCACCGCAUCAAAUAG